AUGAGGGGCCGUGGUGGAUGGUCCCCCUGUCUUGGAGCCCUGGGUGGACAAAGGAGCUUCCGGAAAGAGAGGAGGAGGAUGGCCAGUGGGAAUGGGCUCCCUUCAUCCUCGGCCCUGGUGGCCAAGCGCCCCUCCGCCCUGGGCCCAUUCCCCAGAUACAUCUGGAUCCACCACGACACACCCCAAGACAGCCUAGACAAGACUUGCCACGAAAUCUGGAAGAGAGUUCAAGGCCUGCCCGAGGCCUUGCAGCCCAGGACCUCAAAGGAACAGCUGUCUGCCCCCAUGACUGGGACCCCAAGAGACAACGGGCUCGGCUUCCAAGAAGAAGCUCUGGAGCUCAGCCGUGAUAAAGAUGAGAUCUCCCUGUUGGUGGAGCAGGAGUUCUUAAGCCUGACCAAAGAGCACCUCAUUUUGGUCACAGAGAGCUCGGAGGAGCUGGAGGCCCCCGGCACCUCUCUCGAGGGACCCAGACAGCUGGCUCCCUGCCUUCUCAUACCUCCUCCGGUGGCGGACAGCAGUGAGUACCCGGGGACCUCCAUCAUUGCUGGUGAUACGCUUCUUGAGCCGAAGGUGGCCAUGUCUGUCAUCAGCAGCCGGCCGGACUGUGAUUCUGUCAUGUCUACUGUCACGGGAAUUCUGCGUGCUGCUAAGGUCAAGAGUGUCAAGGGGACAGAAGAUGGGGGCCACAGCCUGGGUGCCUCUAACUCAGAGACCGGCAAGCUCCUGGCUCAGUUCCCAUUCAAGUCCACAGAAACGUCCAAGGCUCCUGACAACAAGAUGGUGUUGGAGGAGACAAGGGUCAUCAAGGACUUCUUGCAGAACAGCAUGUUCGGUGGCCCAGGACCCAGGGAGCCCAUGGGGCUGGGCCCAUUCCUACUGCUACCGCCUCCUCCUCUGUCUGCACCUCCUGAGAAGCUCCCUGAGCUCCCUCCUCAGAAGAGGCAGCUCCCAGUGUUUGCGAAGAUCUGCUCCAAGCCCGAGGCUGACUCUGCUAUGGAGGGGCACCUCUUGAUGGAAUGGAACCCUAGCACCAAGGAUCCAACCAAGGGUCGAGAGAGCCUCUUUCUCAGUCAGUGGCCCCAGAGCCAGAAGGACACCGGUGGUGAGGAGAGUUGCAGUGACCCAAUAGGCUCCAUGUCCAUGGCCCUGCCAUCCACGAAGUCUGUAUGGCCAGCCGAGAAGAACCUGCUCUAUGAGUUUCUUGGGGCCACCAAAAACUCCAGUGGGCAGCUGAAGCUUCGCAGCAAAAUGGAGGUGGACGGGCUGGAGCUGAAAUUUAACCCACCUGUGACGGUGGCCGACAAGAACAACCUCAAGUACACAGGGAAUGUAUUCACCCCACGCUUUGCCACGGCCUGGACCUCAGCAACCUUGAACCAGCCACUGUGGCUCAACCUCAACUAUCCACCUCCGCCCGUGUUCACAAAUCACUCCACCUUCCCACAGUAUCAGGGCCUGUAUCCACAGCGUGCAGCCAGGAUGCCCUAUCAGCAGGCCCUGCACCCCCAGCUGGGCUGUUAUUCCCGACAGGUGACACCGUACAAUCCACAGCAGAUGGGACAGCAGAUUUUCCGCUCUUCCUACACCCCCCUGCUGGGCUACAUCCCCUUUGUGCAGCCCAGCUAUCCAUACCCUCAGAGGACACCUCCAAAGCUCUCCGCCAAUCCCCGAGACCCUUCCCCCAUGGCAGGAGACGGGCCGCAGUACCUCGUCCCCCAGGCGUACGGGUUUGGCUCGACGGCUGGUGGGCCCUUGAUGAAUAGCCCCUAUUUUUCCUCCAGUGGGAAUGGCAUAAAUUUUUAG
Messenger RNA from Puma concolor (puma), 1806 nucleotides. RefSeq names its product chromosome C1 C1orf94 homolog (gene CC1H1orf94). The record is from RefSeq and is a predicted model, not a curated record. Lineage: Eukaryota; Metazoa; Chordata; Mammalia; Carnivora; Felidae.